AUGCUGCCCGCAUGGUCCGUCCUCGCGGCGCUCGUCCCGUCGCCGCGGGUGCUGCACCCUCCGAGGGCGUGUGUGGCGCCCGUCGGCCGGCAAGACCCGCUGCGGCCGGAUCGGCCGCCGAUUGAGCCGCUCGUCAUCAACGCGAUCCAGGAGCUGCUAUCGGCGCAGGCGCCCGACCCGGCGGCUGUCGCGGAGCGGGCGCUGGCGGCGCGCUCCGCCGACCCCGACUACGUCCUCACUGGCGCCGAGGCGGACCGCCUGCGCGCGUCCGUUGCCGCCGCCGCCACCGCCGCCGAGCCGCUCGGCGCGCUGCUGCAGGCGGCAGCCGACGCGGCGCCGUGGGUGGCCAAGUUUGGCGCAACCCAGACCUUUGGGCUGGGCGAGCUGUCCGACCCGUACGUGCGCCUAUGCCGCGCCGAGUGCAUGCUUGCGGCCCUCGUGCUGCACGUCGAGGGCGGCCGCGUCGACUUUGUCGACGAGGAGCGGCUCGAGGUGUUGCGCGACGCGCCGAGCGAGGCGGUCGCGGCGCUCCGGAAGGCGGCGGGCGGAGUGCGAUAG
This is a messenger RNA of Emiliania huxleyi CCMP1516, 558 nucleotides long. RefSeq lists its product as hypothetical. The record is from RefSeq and is a predicted model, not a curated record. NCBI's taxonomy places the organism in Eukaryota, Haptophyta, Isochrysidales, Noelaerhabdaceae. Bases 1 to 558 code for a protein of 185 amino acids. The transcript has a single exon.